Molecule: messenger RNA, 4026 nt
Organism: Penicillium cinerascens
Lineage: Eukaryota; Fungi; Ascomycota; Eurotiomycetes; Eurotiales; Aspergillaceae
Exons: 4
Coding region: 1-4026 (1341 amino acids)
Source: RefSeq, a predicted model, not a curated record
AUGUCGCCUUUUUUGGUUCCUUCAGGCUCGAGCAUUGUUAUGGCAGAGCAGAGCAGCCGCGAUGUGGUAGAUCAGACCCUGUCGGGCGGCGAGCCUUCGCCUUCCGACGUUCCUGCGAGCACCAACGACAAACAAACUGCCGAAGGGGACGCGGGGGAGACCAGACAUAUCGCAACGACUUUCACUGCGCAAAUAACGUCCGACCAACACCCCAAGACGAGAGAUACACUACCCCCUUCCGCCGACAAGUUGGGUGACAAGGAUGCCGGAAGCUUUUCGAUGGAUUCUCCAAAGCAGAGCGCCGGGUUGGUCGCUUCGAGAGCCCUUGAACUGAACGGAUUAGCUUCCGUAUCAGACGGCGGCGACGAUACGGCCUCACAAGGUGGUUCGGAGUCGGAUGCUAGUCGGACGGAUGGUCGCCAUCACACCCGCACUGGGUCGGCGAAGAAGCCGGCAUCUUUUAAACCGGUUUCUUUUGCGAAGUUCUCAGUGCCAAAAGCACCCGGGACGACGGCACCGCCCAAGGCGCCUGAGAAAGCUCCAUCAAUUCCCACAACCCCCUUGGGUACUCCGCAGCCUACUGCGCGGCCGCGCUUAGUUCCGAAGUCCACGGCUGCCAUGCGGGAUGGCUUGUCAAAAUCUGGCCCAGGAGGCGCGAAGUCUGGUGGAUCAGGACCGGAUCCGAAUCAAGUCUGGAAUAAGAACCGGCCCGUCCAACCGACACCGCCGAAGCACUUGACGGACGAGGAGUUGAAACUGCAAUAUGGAAUUCACAUGACAUCUCGAAUCCAAGAAGACGGUGUUGGAUCCGAGGCAAAAUGGGCCGAUAUUGAUGAUGAUGAAGACGACUGGGCUCCGGAGACAAUUGAGUGGACGGACGGCACCAAGGUCACUCUCACCCACAAUGAACCGCAACCACCACCAGAGGUACAUCAACAUGAACCGAGGGAGGCACCAAUGCUAGAGCCGACUGCAGUGCGAGAUGUUUCAAAAAUGGUUGCCCCGAAGCCAACUACAUCCGUUGGGCCAAACCCAACGGUACUGAGGCUUGGAGCUAAUGCGGAGCGGCAGGCGAAGGCGGCGAGCAUUUCGUCCAAAGGAGCAAAUGACAGAGUUACGUCAGGCUCUACAAGUCCGGCACCUCCAAGCAAGUCUCCCUGGGCUACGCUACCUCCGGUCGAGAGAGUGUCACCUGUGAAUCCUCCUGCAAAUAUCCCCCAGUCACGUCCCCCCGUCCACCACCCUCACCGAGACGAUGCUCGUUAUGCCCCAUUGCCUCCGCAAGAGAUUGCCGCGGAUGACUUCAAUCGCACUUGGCGAGAAACCGCACCGAAUGCGCCACGUGAGCUGUACAACUCUCGGUCUGGUCGGUACGAGCCUGUAGCAGAACAUAGAAGGCCAUCGUAUCGACAAGACCAAGGCCCUCGAGCUCCUGCUGUGUUGCAACGACCUGGUCAUGAUGCGAAUGGGCCGGCCGAACCUUCUGCGGCAUUCCAGACUCAACGGUCAAGCCAUCAAGAUGGCGGCAUGGGCUGGAACCGUCACCGUGCGUCAUCUAAUGUCAGUGGAGGAAGCGGAGGAUUUGAUCGUCGGAUGUCUUUCGGUCGAGCAGAUGUGCCUCCAAGGUAUGAAGGCCGACGGGGCUCUCAGGUAAAUGGCAUGGUCGAUCCGGCAUUAAUGUCUCGCGAGCCAGGCCAUGCACAUGAAAUGUCUCCAUCGCAACAGCAUGCUACACCAGGGUGGGGUGCACACCCACCUGCGCAUCUGGACCGAGUCCCGCUAGUUGAGCAGCAACAUGCACCGGCAGCUGUACCAGAAGUGCCUGAGGAGGAUCCUCUUGUUGUGCAGGAGCGUAUCAUGAAGGAGAAGCGACUUGAGGCUAGGCAACGUCGCCUGCAGCAAGAAGAGAAAGAGAAGGCAGAGAGGGACGAGCGAAUUCGCCAGAAGCUCGCGGCCUUGGGCCCAGCACCAGACAAACAGCGCAAAAACAGCAUUGAAAGUCGCAAGACCCAGGUCCCGUCCGCGCCAGCUCCAGUCACGAUUUGCUCUCCUCCGAAGCCUCCUGUUCCCGAACCCACUGGAGAACCUAAGCAAUAUGGCAUGAUGAAGGUUCAUCACCCUGAUAGUGUGAAGAAGCUUGUUGCAGCAAACGAGAGGGACCGCGCAGCUGAGAAACCGCACGCGGAGAAAACAUCGCCUCGUAUGCGCCGUGGUCCUUCCCCUCACCGCGAGUCGAAACGCGAAUCAGUUGCUUCGGGCAACAUGGACCAGCAAACCCAGGGGAGCCCGCAAAGUUCGAAGACUGAUGAACAUGGUGCACAGUGGCGUGGAAAUCUGAACGUUUCAGGCUCGUCAUAUGCUCCGUGGUCAACCAAUCCUAACCUAGCAACGACUUCACCGUCGGUCAAGAACCCAUGGAAGCCUUUGAUCAGCGAUCGAACACUGGGUAACGGUAUUUUCGAUCAGAGCCUCGGCGGCUUCCCGUCCCGAGAAAUGCCUCUACGGGGCCAGCUGGGUCUCGAUCAACCCAUCAUGCCCCCUCCGGCUCUUUCAGGCCCACCGGAGGCAGCGUCAAUCUCCCCGCUGCCUUCGCCCGAAACCCGGAAUGCAUCUUAUGAUCCUUUGAGUCCUAUUGGCCGUCCUGGUCCGAUUGGGCCUCCGAGCUCACAACAAUCUCAAUGGCAACAAGAUUCUCGUACCCCAGGUGGUUUGGGCGCGUGGAACAACUUCCACAAACUCACAGCCCAGCGAGAACAAGAGGAGGCGGAGAAAUACCGCAAUGAUUUCAAUGCCAGCCGUGAUUCUCGAUCGUCCGGCCCGCCUGUCGCUUUCAACGAGACCUGGUCUCAAGUGCGGCCCGAGAACGAUGCUGGUCAACGUCAUGUCGUCGGGGUCUCACAAGGAGUCGUAAACAAGAAUGGCUCUCCUUCCCAUCCGUUGACCGGUCUUGAUGCACCCGUGGAUGGUCUGCCGGCAUUCUCCGAUACUCACGCCCGUCCUCUAGUCAGUGUGCCUGCACGCAGCUCACGAUUCUUCCCGCAUGUUACUGAGCAAGCGAAACGGCCAAUUGAGAAGACAAUCAGUGAUUACCAACGAAGCCCAUCUCCUCCGCCUCCGGAGGAAAUCUCAAGUCAUCCUGUCUAUUUCGGCGGCUCGAGUCGGCCAUUGGUUCACCUUCCCAACCCCAAACCUGUGGUCAAGCUCCCGCCUAAGGUUCUGGCUGCGCAAGCCGCUCAAGCCGCUCAAGCUGCUCACGCUGCGCAAGCCACGCCAGAUAUACCCCCCACGUUUGCAUCCAUGGCAGCGGCAACCCCACGAGCCCCAGGGCCGGCCUCGACUGUGAUGUCCUGGCAGGAAAAGAUCAAUGGACUGUUUGGCAAGAAGACCCCUGUCGAGAAGAAAAGCGCUUUGGCCGUUGCCUCUGCGACAAAGGAACCUCUCGAUGUCCAAUUGCCCGUUGCGGCAGUUCCCGUGUCUUUGCCUAGCAUCGAGCAAGGUUAUCCAUCUGGAGACGGCGACCUUGCCGUCCGACAAGUGGAAGAGCAGGAUGAUAUUUUCGAGGACCGUGAACCAGGAUCGCUCCCAGGUGUCCGUGUCCCGAACAUGGCACCUCCAGCCGCAUGGCGCGCUGCACCAGCGCCCUCGCAGUCUCGGCUCCGCGCAAAGAACCUGAAGACGAUGCAGGUCCACAGUGUUGAGCCAUUCUGGGUCGGCAUCAGCGAUAAGGAUCACGCCGGUAACAUCCGGGCCUUGAUCCGCCUGCCCGGCGCACUCGCCGCGAAGACAAUCACCCUUCCCAAAAAGGCUGGCGGUCCUAAUUCGAGUUCGAAUCCGAACUCGAAUCCGCGGCACCGAAGCUCGCCCAACUUCAAAGCUCGCAAGGUAACCAAGCCCCGUGAGGCCACUGGGGGCAAGGAGGGAGUGAAGAAGCCAUCUGCGUCUCAGCAAGGCACGGCCGUUUCAUCCUCGCCGCGGCACAACCAGUCCCGGACUGCAUCAUGGGGUCCACGCCAGGGCUCUCAUUAA